AUGCCACACGCACACUCUGGCUUGGGGCAAUUAUACCAAACGCCUCCAUAUAAACACUGCAAGGGCGACUUGACGACCUGCAGCAACGCCCUGCCAGGCGGUGAGAGGGCAACGAUAUGGCUGACUGCGGGCAAUUUUGAGCCAGUGGAGAGCAUCGUUACUGGUGGUUGGAGCAACCCGUGCCCAUACGACGACAUGGCCGGGCCGGGAAGUGUGGCCUGCCGUGACAACCACACUCAGGGCACCAACGUGGCCCCGAUGGACGACUCGAACGAAUCGCCAGCUCGUGUAUGCCUCCUGCAGCUCCCGUAG
This is a messenger RNA of Seminavis robusta, 312 nucleotides long. The record is from the annotation of a GenBank genome assembly. NCBI's taxonomy places the organism in Eukaryota, Bacillariophyta, Bacillariophyceae, Naviculales, Naviculaceae.